Molecule: messenger RNA, 1062 nt
Organism: Sitophilus oryzae (rice weevil)
Lineage: Eukaryota; Metazoa; Arthropoda; Insecta; Coleoptera; Curculionidae
Exons: 4
Coding region: 127-1002 (291 amino acids)
Source: RefSeq, a predicted model, not a curated record
CGAAGAAUUUAAACCGCCGGUCGGUUACUUCAUUGGGCGGGCACCUACCAAUCCAGUUCUUGUGUUGUUCUCUUUGCUGUACCAUCAAACUCUAUUUCAUUCAAGAUUAUUUCACGUAAUUUAAAUAUGAAAGGCUUCAUCCUGGUAGUAUGCGUUUACUGGGUCCAUCAAGUAGGCGCACAACACCCCAUUCAAGAGUUUUACACUUCUUUGCCUCAAACAUAUAUCCCUCAAAGUUAUUCAUUUCCUACAACUUUUCCUAAUGUUAUACCGUACAAUUUUUAUCAGCCCCCAUUGUUGGCUUACGAUAUUCCACAACAAAUUAGUAGUCUUCAAAAUAUAGUCAAAUUAAAUGGAAAUGAAGCUGAUCAUUCGAAUCUAAGUGAUUCUGUACCUCAUUUUACUAGAAAUGAAGUAAAUUUAAACUUAGUUGAGAAGACUUUUCAGUUACCAAAAUCUUUAUCAAUUCCCACUGAUACAUAUAGAGGCUAUGGGUAUCAUACGAAAUUUGAUGAUGGUGCUAGUUCUGCUGUAGUAUUUUUCAGCGGUCCUCCAUUACUUCAAGAAAGCCCCCAGAAUUCUAAAGAAUAUAUAACUGUAGCUUCAGAUAGCAUAAGUUCAGAAGUUCCUCAAAUAGAACAAAGACUGAACGGCAUUUUAAAUGAUCCAACAGAAAAUAACCACAAAAAACAAGGAGAUAUUUAUUCUUCUUUAGCUCCACUAAUAAAAUCACUCAUAGAAAAUCCUCAGCCAUUAUCUAACGUAUUUCGUUUUUACGCAGAACCUCGAAUAACUGAUACUAAACAAUCAAGAAGUCUAAAUUUAGAAACCACCACGACAAAAAACAAUACAAUUAUGAUAAAGGCAGGAACUACGGAAUCUACAACUAUUCAGUCGAAUAUUGAAUUAGAAAACUCAACUACUGUAGCUUCUUCAUUAUCAACAUCCACUUCUGACUCAGUCCAAACGACAACAUUUGGAAAUACAACUGUAAAGAAAUAACAGGAACUAAAUCUAACUAACAUUUUAUAAAAUUUGUUUAUUAAAAUCUAUAAAAUUCAA